UAUACAAGUGGCUUCAUAUAAUCAAUUUUUUUUACCUUUUGCACACAGCGAUUAACAGUUACGACUUUUUAAGUAGCCCAACAGUAUGUCUGAAAAUUUACAAGUAUCAAUAAAUGUUGAAUACUGCGGAACUUGUGGUCACUUGAAACAAUUCGUCGAAUUGGCUCAAAAAAUUAAGGAGUCUGUACCAGAAGCAAAAGUUAGUGGGAUACCAGGAAGACAAGCUUCCUUCGAAGUACAAGUAAAUGAUGAACUAGUCUAUUCAAAACUGCAAACAAUGGCUUUUCCAGACUUUAACGAAGUCACCAACAUGGUAAAGGACGUAUCUGAAGGAAAACCAGUCUUAAAAAUACAAAAACAGCAGCCAAUUGACUGUAUAAUUUCUUAGCUAUUUACUUUUUCUAUUUAUUAUUUGUCAAAUUUUUUACUUUUAUUCGUUCCAAUAGAUUUAAGUAUAAAUUUUCGUAAUAAGAAUAUACCUUUGUGUAUUGCAAAGUUGCAUAUAUUUUUCGAAAAACAUAGAGUCGAGUUAUAAUGUAC
Copidosoma floridanum is the source of this 540-nucleotide messenger RNA. Its product is annotated as migration and invasion enhancer 1. The record is from RefSeq and is a predicted model, not a curated record. Gene Ontology annotation, cellular component: cytosol. NCBI's taxonomy places the organism in Eukaryota, Metazoa, Arthropoda, Insecta, Hymenoptera, Encyrtidae. Gene Ontology annotation, biological process: positive regulation of filopodium assembly; negative regulation of apoptotic process.